Molecule: messenger RNA, 987 nt
Organism: Cantharellus anzutake
Lineage: Eukaryota; Fungi; Basidiomycota; Agaricomycetes; Cantharellales; Hydnaceae
Product: thioredoxin-like protein
Exons: 3
Coding region: 1-987 (328 amino acids)
Source: RefSeq, a predicted model, not a curated record
AUGCCAGACCAAUUAGAAGAACUCAUUUUAUCUGGGGAAUUGUUCAAUCCAUCCAUCUCCGAGUCCCCUCCCCGCACACCCACUUCCCGAACUCCUUCGCCCACAACUUCAGAUGAACUCUUUGGCCCCUCUCCGCCUGUCUCUCGUUCCCCUUCACCCCUCCCAAAUCACCUCCCAAAAGAUGCCCCUUCGGAGUCGAUCGGCCUGGGCCCUGGCCGGACAGGUGUUAAGGGUGUUAUCCGCGACAGGAACGAGGCCCUUCAGCUUGAACGCGAGCGCUCUCAAAGACGUCUGCGAGAGCUCAGAUCUAGGCAAGAGAAAUCGAGCUUGGCUUAUGGGGGAUUAACUGUCCUUGAAGAAGAGAAGCUUCGUAAGAAGGAUAGAGAGAAUAGAAAUUCAUCGGAAGAGGAAGGCGAAGAAGAGGAUGAAGAAAAUGAAAAGCGAAGCUACCGGGGGCGAAAUAUGAAGACGUAUUUCGAAAUGCGCCGUGCAACGUUUGAGGAUGCAAGGCCUGUUUUCGGUCAUCUUCGAGAGGUAGCGCUAUCUGGUUUUGUCAAAGCCGUCGAGAAGGAAGACAGGGAUGUUUGGGUUCUCGUCCAUUUAUACGAGCCAUAUGAAGAGCGAUGCCAAACACUAGACACAACUCUAGCUCAUCUUGCGCGAAAAAAUCUUCAUACCAAAUUCCUGCGUGCCCGUGCUGCGCAUGUCGGUUUUGCUGUGAAGAGGUCUACUCAUCACUCUCUCCCCGCUGGUCGCUCAUCACACGAUAUGUAUGACGAAUAUGAUGAGCUCGAGGGUGACAAUGUGGAGGUUGACACAGAGUUGCUUCCCACGUUGCUCGUGUAUCGCGGUGGCGAGCUUGAGUUCACAUGGGUCCGCGUGGACCUUGAGGCUGGGCCAAGCGGGGUUGGUGCGCUCCUGAAGAGACAUGGAAUUGUCCAGUCGGGCGAUUUCGAGGAGGAUCGCCUCGAUAGCACGCUACUCUAA